UUGUUUUCUGCAGAGGAAGCUCUUGUCGAUGGUAUGAGGUCUGUGCGUUGGAAUGGAGCAGUACUGUGUGUUUCUUUCUCUCUCUGUGUGAGCGUGUGUUUGCUGACGAUGAUGUGAACAAACAACGUGACUGCAGUCCUUGUUGUAAAGAGCAGGAAAACGAGGAAGGGGGUCCUGGCUUAAUCUGUUUGCCGAAGCGCGAAUGAACAGGAGAGGAGGUUUCUGUUUGGAGCAGACUCUGAGGACGUCUGGAGAUCAGUCUUCAAAGUGCCAAAUGCCCAGACUAGAGGAGCAUUGUUGGAGCUGCUCCUCUUCAUCAAAAACCGAAACUAAACACCCAUCAUCUGGCGCAAACUGGUUGGCAUCCAGAGCCGAAGAAAUGAUGUCAAUCAUCACCUCGGUGCUCAGCAGUGCCUACAUCUCCCUGCAGGACGUCCGGACCGCGAACCUGAUCCGGCGGGGACUCGUCCUCUUCACGGUCGGAGUGUUCCUGGCUCUAGUGCUCAACUUGCUGCAGAUACAAAGAAAUGUUACCCUAUUUCCCGAGGAGGUGAUGACAACUUUGUUUUCGUCCGCAUGGUGGAUCCCACCUUGCUGCGGUACAGGAGCCGCUGUUGUCGGCCUGCUGUAUCCCUGCCUCGACAGCCAUUUGGGAGAGCCGCACAAGUUCAAGAGGGAGUGGGCGAGCGUCAUGAGGUGCAUCGCAGUGUUCGUCGGUAUCAACCACGCUAGUGUUAAACUAGACUUCGACAACAACGUGCAGCUCUCACUAACACUAGCAGCCUUGUCCUUGGGCCUGUGGUGGACAUUCGACCGGUCCAGGAGCGGCUUCGGGCUGGGCAUCACCACCGCCUUCCUAGCUACUGUGAUCACACAGCUGCUGGUCUACAAUGGAGUUUACCAGUACACAUCUCCAGAUUUCUUGUAUGUACGCUCGUGGCUCCCAUGCAUAUUCUUCUCAGGCGGUGUUACUGUGGGUAACAUAGGACGCCAACUUGCCAUGGGUGGUGUCGAGAAAGCCCACAUGGAUUGAUUGGUGAACUACAGACAGACACCCGAGCAAAGGGCAUCCAAAAUAAAAAUGGAUACGUUCUGUGAGGACUGAGAAUAAUACGAGGGAAAAAAAAGACUUUUUGUUUUGACCUCAUCUUUUGUUCUCAUGACAUAGUGCAGGUCAGAAAAGCCCCUCAUCAAACGUGCCAUGUCCUCUGCACCUCUUCGCAGCCAAACAACCUCUCCCUCCUGCCUCUGUUGUGCUCCAUUAGCAUUAAGGCUUCCUUCACACUACACAGGCGGACAGCCUUUGCCUUUUUUGUGUGUGUGAGUGUGUGUUUGUGUCCUCAUUUGAAGUGAACAGUCAACUGGUUUCUUUUUAUGAAGUGGACAUGUGUGUGUGCGCUUGAGCGUGGUUGUAUUCUGGAAAUAGCAGAGACGAUAUGAUGGAGGUGUUUUUUUUUUGUUUGUUUUUUUUUUAUCGUUUUGGGGGUUUUUUUUGUUUUUUAUGAUGAUAAAAGGGAAAUGUUGCUUGAGUGGACAAAAAUCUGUCUUCGCUCUCACAUAGAGAUGUUUUCGGUGUAGAAUCCCAAUGAAACCAAAUUGAAGUAUUUAUUUUAAGUAUUCACUGACCCCCAAACCAAAUGUAUGUAUGUAAUGAAUGAUGUUUCACAUUUUGGAAGGAAUAGUUCAAGCUCUUGGGAACUAUUCGGGCAAAUUGUUUGCUUUCUUGGAGGCAGUUAGGUGAGGACAAGAGGGGAAAGAGCUACCCUAGUCUACCCUACCCUAAUCUCAAGAGAAGGCAAAUUAUUUUAUGAUUUAUUGACAUUUGAUUAUAAUAUAUGAUUAAAGAAGGCAACAAGAGUUGA
Molecule: messenger RNA, 1862 nt
Organism: Archocentrus centrarchus (flier cichlid)
Lineage: Eukaryota; Metazoa; Chordata; Actinopteri; Cichliformes; Cichlidae
Gene: insig1
Product: insulin induced gene 1
Exons: 6
Coding region: 203-1033 (276 amino acids)
Biological process (GO): cellular response to insulin stimulus; SREBP signaling pathway; SREBP-SCAP complex retention in endoplasmic reticulum
Cellular component (GO): SREBP-SCAP-Insig complex; endoplasmic reticulum
Source: RefSeq, a predicted model, not a curated record